This is a messenger RNA of Parascedosporium putredinis, 1746 nucleotides long. NCBI's taxonomy places the organism in Eukaryota, Fungi, Ascomycota, Sordariomycetes, Microascales, Microascaceae. The record is from the annotation of a GenBank genome assembly.
AUGUUUAGGCCAUCCUACCAAGCGUCGGAAGAUGCUCUCCAUGGCCAAGACCUUUUUACCUCCAUAGGACACAAGGCGAAGAAGGAUGUCAUGCACAAUCCCCUGCCUGACGAUGACCUCGUCCCUCCUCCUAGCUACGACUCCUUGGCGAUUGAGCUCUGCACCACCUCCCAGAUCCACGAGAUUGAUUCGGUGGAGAUCCCCUCUGUCGAGCCUCCCCGUCGAGCCCAGCCCUCACGUGUACGAACCUACCUACAGUCUCCCAAACCAACACUUCAACCUGAGCCAUCCCCAUUUUUCGAUACUGCUUUACCAGAGAGCGUCCCCUCAUGCGUCAUUCCUGCAGAGCUGGACAAUAGUCUCAUGAAUCCGGCCUGCCACGACAGCACUGUGAUGACCUGGAUCAACGAUCCUGCUGCUUACAUUCCGUUUGAGUUUCCUGCGGGCGACAGGAGAUCCAUCAUAUCUAUUGGUUCUCAUAUGGGCGACGAUCGCCGCGCGAAAACACGCAGCAAGACUUUGGCUCCUAGCUCCUCGCUUCGUUCUAACGCGAGCAUGGACCUAGACUCCCCCAUGUCGAACUUGCUCUGCCAACCCGCAUACGAAAUUGACAGCCUUCACCCAACACCACCUUUUGGCACUCCGUUGGAUGGUGAUCUCAUACUUCCAGACGUCAUUUCGGAGCUUCCAGCAGAUACCCCCUUUAGCUCAAUCCCCAACGUACCUGAUGAUCUUUUGGAGUCCGCCGCGCUCUUCACGCUCGAAACCUGCGAUGACGAACCCGCCUUGUGCCACACCCUCGCGGAUUUAUCCAAGCCUCUUGCUCCGGAAGUCAACGUCCUACCCUAUUCAACGGGGGCGGCGUCUUCUCUUGCUGCCCACGAGCCCUCUCGUACCGACCCUUCUUCACUCAUCACCGCUGCCUGGGAGACGCUGCUCGCUCAUAUCUCCUCGUCAAAGACGAAGCUCCAGCAUCUACGAACCAACCCACUCGCACUCCUCUUCCUCAGCACAGAGCCCCAGGAUAUUGCAGCAAGCGGUCACGCCGCUCUAGCCCGCAUUUUGGACGGGAAUGCACCGAGCUCCCCUUUCGAAUUACUUUGUUUUGUCCACGUCGCUUAUUCAUACUUCCUUGUGCUACAUGAGGAUGAUGCCCCGCUUUUUCUCACGAUCUUUUUACUCAAGCCGCCAGUUAUACCCGCUGCUUUACAGUGGCAUCUCCGAAAGAAUAUCUCGAGGUUACCCGCGCCAUAUGGCAACCCGACAACUUUGAAUCAACUGGAACACUCGCUUCUGUCCAGGGCGGGCUCCGAAACCCUGCAAGGCCUGGCCUCAGAGCUUUGGACUACACAUCUCAAGGAAGCAAGCCUACUUUCUAGGGUUAAUGAUCCGACCUUUUCAAUAUCAGUUGGCUUGACUGUCAACGCUGUGCGCCAAAAGUUCGUCCAUGUACCCGGGCUGUCUGCUACUCUUUUAUCUGUCAAUAACCUCCUCCUGGAGGGACAGAUCGCGACGGUUCGAAGGGCGGAGCUGGAGCUUCUCCAGGCUGCUAGUCACUCGUUACCGCCCGCAACCUUCUUGAAGGAAUACUCCCCGUUUGUGCGACGUCAUUUUGACGCUCUCUACGCCGAUACUUCGCUGGGGUCCGCUCCUCGCGCCAUUUACUACCUGCACGCCAUCCGGUUGGUGGAGUCUGCUUUCACGUCUGCAUCCCCCAAGCAUCUCAUGACCUCGGCUACAUGUUAG